This is a messenger RNA of Orbicella faveolata, 1679 nucleotides long. Its product is annotated as heart- and neural crest derivatives-expressed protein 2-like. The record is from RefSeq and is a predicted model, not a curated record. NCBI's taxonomy places the organism in Eukaryota, Metazoa, Cnidaria, Anthozoa, Scleractinia, Merulinidae. Gene Ontology annotation, biological process: regulation of transcription by RNA polymerase II; developmental process. Gene Ontology annotation, molecular function: DNA-binding transcription factor activity, RNA polymerase II-specific; protein dimerization activity; RNA polymerase II transcription regulatory region sequence-specific DNA binding.
CUUCGUUUUGCCAACACAACCCAAUGUCCUAUUACUAUUCAACUGGAUCUGUCGCCGUGAUACUAUUUUUACGAAGAGAAAUCCGGCUUUGAUAGCUCCAACCUUUGUGGUUUUUCAUCUGUCAUUUAGAAGUCCUAGGUUAGGUCAAAGCCGAUAAGGGAGCGGAAAUCGUCGAGAGAUAUCGGUCAACACGCACGCACGUGAACUGGCCUCGGGUUGGAUUCUGGGACGGAUUCCCCCCCGACCGAGACAUGUUUGAAAACAAUAGCACCUACGAGCUCUAGGAACAUACGUAAAACUUUCUCAUAAGCUGUGCGGCAGCUGUUUGCCUUGUGAACACGAAAAAAACAUCCAUACGGACAGUUCUGACCGAGAUAUCACCAACGGUUCUCGCUGUAGCCGUGUCGGUCUGAAAUUACAAAGUUAGUGACAUUGAAACAUGGAAGAUCAUAACGUUCAAGGGACAGAUUUCGAUGGAGAAAGUAGUUCUACCGCCAACAGGCCAGACGUUGGUGGAGGCUGUAGGAGACGAAAAGCCAAACCUAAAGCAGCGACCAGCAGGAAGGAAAGGAGGCGCACGCAAAACAUCAAUGCUGCAUUUGAUGAUUUGAGGAAGCACAUUCCUAAUGUUCCAUCUGACACUAAGCUAUCUAAGAUCAAAACACUGAAAUUGGCUAUGAGUUAUAUUCAUCAUUUGGAAAAUCAACUCGAAGACGAAGCCCAGGGCCAGGAAAUCGUUACGCCUGCUGAGGAAUCCCGCCGCAAAACAGACAACAACGAAACCGAUAGCAAUGAUAGCAGUAGCUUUGAUCAAGUGGAUUCGCCAAAGAGUAGUGACGAAAAACAGAGAUGUUCUGCUCCGCCACGUCGCAGCUCAAGAACUGGAUGGCCACAACAUGUCUGGGCAUUGGAAUUGAUGGGGAACCUCAAACAACAAUCUGUAGCGUAACAAUAAACCACAUUUGGCCUUCCUUCCUGAACGAAAUCUCAAUAACAUGUUCCAAAAGGUGUCUAUCCAGCUCUUGAAAAUCAGUUGCAGAGAUUAUUUGCUCAACUCAUGAUGAUUGCGAACACGCGGUGGAAGAAGAAUUUCAGUGAAUUUCAUUUGAAGAGCUUUCUUCUGUUCCUGCGUUAUUGUAUUGGGGACAAUAGCUGUAGCACAGCGAGAGGGCUACAGCAUCUGGGAAGAUUAGAGACAUCGGUGUUGUCAUCUAAGGUAGCAAAUAAAACAAUAUUGCAAAUUAUUCAAGAAUCGUUAUCUAUAAAAGGAACUGUUAAGUCCAGAGGCAGCGUAGCAACAGCAGUUCAUGAAGGUGGAUUUGAUCGUGGGUUUCAACUUAUGACUCCUCGACCGUUCUUUAGAAUGCCUGUGCAAGUAAUUCGGGAGGGUGAUUCUCAUCAAUGAGAAUCGGUUGUGUAAUGAUUAAGAUUUUACGCCAAGCCGUUGUCUAGUAUGCAUAUUUAAAACUCAUCACCAGUCAUUCCCCAUAGGUGAUAGAACGCAGAGUGACUGGAACUGUAGAAAGAGUUGGCAACUGUUUCAUAUCUGAUUUAGGUGGCCAUGAUUGUUGCAGGGAGUCUUCCCAAAUGAUUUACAUCUAGCACGCAUCAGUUAAUUUACUUGUAAACUAGUUGUCUCAAAUACAAGUAGACAGUGAAAUAAAGGCAUAUUAUAUUCA